Messenger RNA from Poecile atricapillus (Black-capped chickadee), 2258 nucleotides. RefSeq names its product vestigial like family member 1 (gene VGLL1). Gene Ontology annotation, cellular component: nucleus. The transcript is spliced from 7 exons. Lineage: Eukaryota; Metazoa; Chordata; Aves; Passeriformes; Paridae. Gene Ontology annotation, biological process: regulation of transcription by RNA polymerase II. The record is from RefSeq and is a predicted model, not a curated record. Bases 346 to 1053 code for a protein of 235 amino acids.
CUUAGCAGAUAGGAUGAAGGAAACGCCUCAUUCUGUGCAGCUGGAGGCUAGAAAGUGUGGGGAGUUCAUGAACGUGGCUUGUCUUCUGCUGCAGUCGCUGCAGUGCACUCAGAGCUGGCUGGGCCCAGGAAGGAUCCCGACCUGCUGGACACAAAAUGAGUGUCCCACAUCCAGAAAAUUUGACUGAUGUGAUCCUGCUGACAGUGAGUUAAGCAGUCUUGCUCCAAUGUUUUAAGCACCUGGCAGACCCAUCAUGAUCCUAGGUGAAGCUAUUCAUUACUCUUAGAAGUUUUUUUUUUUUGAGAUCUGUGCUGACAGUGAUUAAGGGACUGUUGGCGAUUAAAAAUGGAAGAAACAAGGAAGCUUUCCCCAAAGCCGAGUAAAAGCAAAGAGCCUGUGAAAACAGAAUGGGGAUCUCAGAGCGUGGUGUUCACCUAUUUCCAAGGGGACAUUAACAGCAUGGUAGAUGAACACUUUUCUAGAGCUCUCAGCAAUGCCAAGAACCCCCAAGACCUGAGCACAAAGCACAAGGUAGACAGCAUGUCUCCCCAUCAGUGGAAUUUCUCUUCACAUUGCUACAAAUCAUAUCCAUCAUCUUCUUCAACAAGCAUGGCAAAUUCUGCUCUGAAUUGUUCUGCUGCUGGUGUGGUAGGCCAGUGCCAGCCAUCAUCUCUGUGUAGUCGUCCAGCUCAACCUGCAGAUUUAUGGCCCUUCCUUCCAAUUGGGACUCCCAGUGUAACCAGUUCAGUGUAUCCUCACACCCUCCCUGACCUGCAUGCAGCUGAUGAGCUGAUCUCUGACAGGAAAUACAGUUCUCUUCUUGGCCUUCUGCAACAGGAAAGGUGCUUAACAUCCAUGCAAGAAUGCACCAUGAAGCAACACUCAAGUUCUGCUUGUAUGACUGGACCUGCAAGGUUACAAAAUAUGAGUCAAAGUUCAGCUCCUGGGGGAGCGAGGAAAGCAAACUCUUACCAAGGCUCAGAAAAUCCCAGUGUAAGCCAUGCCACUCCAGGUAUUCAGCUUCAUGACAGAAGACGAAAUUUGUACUUCUAGCACCUGAAUGUUUCCACUUUGUUCUGAAAGAGAAAGUUAUUUCAGUGAACAUUUUAUUAUUUGCAACUGUGAAUCAAGAAGAAACCAGCUGCAGCUAAUCCCAUGUUUUUUUGCUCAGCUGGAGGAAUACGUGUACUAUUUACUGUUUGGGGAAUGACAAAAUAACCAUUUUCUGUACAGUAAAUAAUUUCUAAUGUUUUUGCUGUUAAUUUGGCAGUAUGUUUGUUGUGGCGAUAUAUUGUUUAUUUAAGGCUUUACAUGUAGCCCUCUGGAAAGGACUCUUGCACUUUUUAAUUUUUGUGUUUAUUAAUUUACCACCUCCUGAUAAGAAGCACAAUUCUUAUCAAUACAGCUGAUAACCUGUAAGUACAGGGAUGCAGUUAGCAUAAAUUCAGUGCUGCAGCUUCAUAGAUUUCAUUGAUUUGAUACCUCCAUGUUUCUUAAAAUAAUCUUAGGCCGCUGGCAAGAGACUUCAACCACAGGUCAGCAAAGCACAUUAUUGUAUUUAUGUUUCAAAAGUGCAGCAAUUUGUGACCAUACUUGCAAUUCCUAGGAAUACUCUUCAGAAGUUUGUUAUAUUCCUAUGCCUGAAGGCUCUGUUUUGCCUUCUCACCAAUAUAUAAUCAUCCUCUAGAAAGCUGUGAAUUCACAUUAGCUCUGAGAGGAAACCUAGAUUCUCAUUGGGUGCAAUUAAAAUACCAUUCAGCAAAAAGCUGCAGGUAGGAGUGUUCUAUUUUCCCAGCCUCUCUGCAGGUGUAAAAGAUUCUUUUUCUAAAUAAGCUCUGUGUUUACUUCUUCCUUCUCCACUGGUUAUGCAUUAAUAUAAUAUAAUAUAAUAUAAUGUAAUGGAGUAUGAUUAUCUUUUUGUGACAGCUCUAUGCUGUUCCUGAAGGCAAUUUGACCUCUGAGUUCUCAGAGCUUGUGAUUUUAUAGAACAAAUCCUGAGCUAGUAUAAAUGUUUGUGACAGAUGCACCAGAUAGCUCUGCUGCCACUGCUCCAGUUAUAACGCCUUGUGUAAUUUAAUAAAUAAUAUGAGCUUAGCAAAAUCGAGUGUUUAUGGAACUAAUAUAGAAACUGAGAUUUUGGAAGUUCUUUUUUAAAUUUUACAAGUUUGGUUUAGCAGUUACAUGUUCUACAUCAAUCUGAGAUCACAAGGGGAACUGUUUUAACUAAAUUAAUAAAAGAUUUUUUUUCUUAAAUAAAA